CUAUACCCAAAGGUGCACAGGCCAUUCAUGGACCCUACGCUUCUGGGUCUCUGAUCUAUUUGAUCAUUCUUGAUCUUCUACGUGGCAGCAUCUAGUAGAUCUUUUCGUCAAUACUUGGUUGAUGAAAACGUUAACUCUCUGUUAGUGCAUAUAAAACGGCAGCUUUUAUAGUUUCAUCCUCCCUUUCUUUUCCUUCUAUUAGAAAUAUCCUCCGCCUUACAAAAAGACAAGAAAGCACCGAAUUUUGGAGAAGAAGAAUGGCGGACCAACUCACCGAUGACCAGAUCUCUGAGUUCAAGGAGGCCUUCAGCUUGUUCGACAAGGAUGGCGACGGUUGCAUCACUACCAAGGAGCUUGGGACUGUGAUGAGGUCGCUCGGCCAGAACCCAACUGAAGCAGAGCUCCAGGACAUGAUCAAUGAGGUUGAUGCUGAUGGCAAUGGGACCAUUGACUUCCCUGAGUUCCUAAACCUCAUGGCCAGGAAGAUGAAAGACACUGACUCAGAGGAGGAGCUUAAAGAGGCCUUCCGGGUUUUUGACAAGGAUCAGAAUGGGUUCAUCUCUGCUGCUGAACUGCGCCAUGUGAUGACCAAUCUUGGGGAGAAGCUCACUGAUGAGGAAGUCGAUGAGAUGAUCAGGGAGGCUGAUGUAGAUGGUGAUGGCCAGAUAAACUAUGAGGAGUUUGUCAAGGUGAUGAUGGCCAAGUGAUCAGUCUGUCUCCACCAAAAACCGUAAUGAAAAUUAUCUUCUUUUAUAACCAAAAAAAAAAAAAAAAAAAAAAAAAGGGGUAGAACAGGGUUGACAAUAUGAUGCGCGGGCUUCUAGUUAAACCUCAAUCUUCAUUUUCAUCCGCCUUUACAGUGAGUAUAGUGUUAGUAGCAUGUUCUGCUGGUGGUGGUGGAGGAAGAAGAAUGUUCUAUUUCUAUCCUUAAGAUUGUCUUGCGAGUCUUUGCAGUUUUUGUCCCCUUUUUUAUUUGUUUCUUUUAGUUGGCUUGUGAACCUGAUUUACCUGGACGAUUCAAUGUUCAUUGUUGAUUGAAUGACUUGUUGUAUCGGUGGUACUCCUUUUAUAUCUCAGGAUCCAAAUUAAGAUAGUCUCCA
Juglans microcarpa x Juglans regia is the source of this 1100-nucleotide messenger RNA. RefSeq names its product calmodulin-7. The transcript is spliced from 2 exons. Gene Ontology annotation, molecular function: calcium ion binding; enzyme regulator activity. Lineage: Eukaryota; Viridiplantae; Streptophyta; Magnoliopsida; Fagales; Juglandaceae. The record is from RefSeq and is a predicted model, not a curated record. Bases 258 to 707 code for a protein of 149 amino acids.